Erpetoichthys calabaricus (reedfish) is the source of this 6499-nucleotide messenger RNA. RefSeq names its product mannosidase, alpha, class 2A, member 2 (gene man2a2). Bases 1149 to 4706 code for a protein of 1185 amino acids. The transcript has 24 exons. Gene Ontology annotation, molecular function: alpha-mannosidase activity; carbohydrate binding. NCBI's taxonomy places the organism in Eukaryota, Metazoa, Chordata, Cladistia, Polypteriformes, Polypteridae. The record is from RefSeq and is a predicted model, not a curated record. Gene Ontology annotation, biological process: protein deglycosylation; mannose metabolic process; N-glycan processing. Gene Ontology annotation, cellular component: Golgi membrane.
UACCAGAAGGCCAUUCGUCAUAACGGUAGGAUUGAGAUUCUGAAGAGAAGAAAACGGAGCGCUUGGAAAAAAGGACGCGUGAAUUCUGUACAUAAUAAGCCGCUGUGUGCAUUGCAUGGUUGAAUUCGGUAGAAGCUGUUGUGAACGAGAAGAGGAAUUAUACUAACUACCGUCAUAUUUCAAUUAUUUAUUUUAAAAGCGACAUCAUUUAGUGACGAAAAUCAGCAGGGAAAUACACCUGAUAAAUACUAUUAAAACAGUAGCUGUUAGGCACGGUUUAUUAUCGGUGAAACCUCCACAUUGCAAAAAAUUAUAUAUAUAUAUAUAUAUAUAUAUAUAUAUAUAUAGUUGUGCACGAUGUAACAGUGUCCAGCUCCAGAAAACGACUUAUGGAAGCGGCAACCCGUGUUUGUCUCGCGCUGUAAUGCAAGAUACAUUUAAAUCUGUUAAACAGACUGCUAAUAUUUCUAUUUAAAGGGCGUGGACCGAUUGAACAACAGAAAAAAUACAAAUAACAAAGCUACAGAAUAGCGAAGAUCACGAGAGAAUCAAAAGUGUUAAUAUGAAUUUGGAGAAUCCGAAGGCCUGGAACUUUUAGAAGAAUUAAAAAAAUCCACCGCACACUUUUGCACAAGGUUCAAGUACUAAACGUAUAUUUCCAACAAAAUCCCGUCGCGGGAGCAAAGAAAUCAUGAAACACUGAACUAGUAUGGUAAAAAGGGCAAGGCAUGGUGUUUGUUGAUUUUUGAUAUGGGUUAGUCGUUGAUCCAGGGAUUUAUUUAUGUGGCCGGCCGUCUGCCGUUUUUAGUGAACAAUGUGCAGUAAACUUGUGGGACUGACUGUGCAGGCGACCUGCUCUCCCUCUGGAGGUUAGACUGUGCGCUGAAGCCUGUAACAGCUGGCUCCUGAGAUGGAUAAGGAGAUAAUACUUCAAUCGGCCAUCUGCUAGUAAUAAAGAAGAGCGAGCGCAAAUGUUUUGUUGUACAAGCAGCCACAGUUUCACAUAAAGUGACCUCUGGAUUCAUACCGUUACUUUUGGGUUUAUUAAGGACACGUUGAGAUUGUUAUUUUCCCGCGUAUAUGAAUUAAACUUGCAAUAAAGCUUUUCGUCUGCUUUCCUUAUAAUUCUGUGUUUGCUGAACUUCAGGAUGAAGUUGAAGAAGCAGGUGACUGUUUGUGGUGGAGCCAUAUUUUGUGUGGCAGUGUUUUCAUUGUAUCUGAUGUUGGACAGAGUUCAGCACGAUCCUGCUCGGAGGCAGAAUGCUGGAAACUUCCCUCGGAGCCAAAUUUCAGUGCUACAGAAUCGCAUUGAACAAUUAGAACAACUAUUGGAGGAAAACCAUCAGAUCAUCAGCCAUAUCAAAGAUUCAGUGUUGGAACUCACAGAGAAUGGAGGAGGAGGAGGAGGAGCAGUAGGUGCAGGUGCAACUGGUGGGCAGCUGCCAUUCCGAAAUUCUAAUGGAUCUUGGAUUAUUCCCUUUGAUAUACGAUCCAGCUUCCUGUCUGUCAUGCCACAAGACUGCCAGUUUGCCCUUGGGAGCCAUGAGGAACAUAGUGAUUUGAAGAUGCUGAAUAUGUAUUCAAUAUUGAACUUUGACAAUAUGGAUGGAGGUGUUUGGAAGCAGGGAUUUGAUAUCACUUAUAAUACCAAUGAAUGGGACAAUGAACCGCUGCAGAUUUUUGUUUUACCACACUCCCACAAUGAUCCAGGCUGGAUAAAAACAUUUGAUAAGUACUACUUGGACCAGACACAGCACAUCUUCAAUAACAUGGUGGUGAAACUAGCAGAAGAUCCACGUCGCAAGUUCAUCUGGUCUGAGAUAUCUUUCUUUGUCAAGUGGUGGGAGAGUGUUGAUUCAAAAAAACAAGAGGCUAUGCGCAAGUUAAUUCUGGGGGGCCAGAUGGAGAUGGUUACUGGAGGCUGGGUAAUGACUGAUGAAGCAAAUUCACAUUACUUUGCAAUGAUUGAUCAACUGAUUGAAGGACACCAGUGGCUCAAGAAAAACAUUGGUGUAACCCCCCGUUCUGGUUGGGCAAUUGAUCCGUUUGGACACAGUCCCACAAUGGCUUAUCUGCUUAAGAAGUCCAAGUUUACCAGCAUGUUAAUCCAGAGGGUCCAUUAUUCUGUGAAAAAGCAUUUCUCUGCUACUCAUAGCCUGGAGUUCAUGUGGCGGCAGGCCUGGGCUCCUGACUCUAGUACAGAUAUAUUCUGCCACAUGAUGCCAUUUUACAGCUAUGAUAUACCCCAUACAUGUGGACCAGAUCCUAAGGUGUGUUGUCAGUUUGAUUUUAAAAGGCUUCCUGGUGGUAGAGUAAACUGUCCUUGGAAGAUCCCUCCACGAGCUGUUACAGAUCUCAAUGUUGCAGAGAGAGCAAACCUACUCCUUGAUCAGUACAGGAAAAAAUCGAAACUGUUCCGUAGUAAAGUUUUGCUGGUUCCACUAGGAGAUGACUUUCGGUAUGAUAAAGCACAAGAGUGGGACCAGCAGUACCUGAAUUAUCAAAAGCUUUUUGACUACAUGAAUUCUCACCCUGAGAUGCAUGUGCAGGCCCAGUUUGGAACACUUUCAGAUUAUUUUGAUGCUGUAUACAAACAGAAUGGUGUGGCACAAGGUUCAAAGCCUCCUAACUACCCCACAUUGAGUGGAGACUUCUUUGUAUAUGCAGAUCGAGAGGACCAUUAUUGGAGUGGAUACUAUACCUCUCGACCUUUCUACAAGAACCUGGAUCGCAUCCUGGAGUCAAACCUUAGGGGAGCAGAGAUUUUGUUCAGUCUGUCUGUGGCUCAUGCUCGUCACUUGGGAAUGGAGAAACGCUAUGCAAUGUCAGAUUACUCUUAUCUUACGGAAGCAAGACGCAAUGUUGGUCUCUUCCAGCAUCACGACGCAAUCGCAGGCACAGCUAAAGAAGCAGUUGCUGUUGACUACGGGGUCAGGUUGUUGCACUCCCUUGCAGGUGUAAAAAGAGUAAUGAUUAAUGCUGCUCAUUUCCUUGUGCUGAGAAAUAAGGAUAUUUACCGAUACUACCAGACAGAGCCCUUUCUUGAACCAGAUGAAAGACGUGCAACACAUGAUUCUUUGCCUGAAAGAACAUUGAUUGAGCUUGACUCCACUCCAAGGUAUUUGGUCGUGUUCAAUCCUGUUGAGCAGGAGCGAGUUUGCUUGAUUACUGUUCUGGUGAGCUCAGCACGUGUGCGUGUUUUGACAGAAGAUGGACAGACUCUGCCAGUCCAGUUGAGUGCACUGUGGACCUCGGCUACAGAGAUAAACAAGGAUGGCUAUCAGGUAUCUUUUCCAGCCCGCCUGCCUGCUUUGGGCUUGAUGGUGUUCCAGAUAUACGAUUCAUUUGACUCCUCCCUAACUCUGCGAUCAGAAACAAUUCUUCGGCUGUAUGGCCGAAAUCUGACUCCAAAACGAUUUGAUCCACUACCACUAAAGGUCCAUAGUACUGAACAGCAGGACUUCUAUAUUCAGAAUCAAAAUUUCCAGUUAUGGUUUUCUGGAACUACAGGCCUAUUAGAGAGUGUCAAGUUCAAGGAAAGCCAGCAGGAGAUGAAGCUGAAGAUUGAAUUCUUAAUCUAUGGCACCCGCCCUUCAAAAGACAAGAGUGGAGCUUAUCUUUUCCUGCCUGAUGGCCCAGCUAAGCAUUACAUAUCAAAGGAUCCACCCAUUGUCCGAGUUGUGGACGGUCCUCUCUUUUCUGAAGUUGUGUGUUACUAUCAACAUUUUCAGCUGACAAUACGCCUGUAUAAUCUUCCAGGUGUGGAUGGUCUUUCUCUAGAUGUCACUACAAUGGUUGAUAUAAGGGAUCAGGUCAACAAAGAGCUGGCCAUGCGCAUUACAUCUGACAUACAGAGUGAUGGGGUGUUUUUCACUGAUCUAAACGGGUUCCAGAUCCAGCCCCGAAGAUAUUUACAAAAACUUCCUCUCCAGGCCAACUUUUACCCAAUGCCAACCAUGGCCUACAUACAGGACAGCCAGCAUCGGCUCACAUUUCAUACUGCACAGGCUUUGGGUGCGACCAGUCUUGAGAAUGGUCAGCUAGAAGUGAUUUUGGAUAGAAGACUAAUGCAAGAUGAUAACCGUGGCCUAGGACAGGGUUUAAAGGAUAACAAGAGAACAAUCAACCAAUUCAGAAUCCUGCUGGAGAAACGGGCCACAUCCAACAAGCCUGUUGGCUUCUUCGCCAAAGUUGCCUCCUUGUUUCAUUCCAUCAUCUCCUACAUCUUUGGAGCCAGUGCCCAAGAGGUGCAGGAUAGUCGGCCUGUUAGCUUCCCCUCUUUGCUUAGUCACUUUACUUCAAUGUUCCUAAACCAUGGAGUUGUAGCCAUGCCAGUUUCUCCAAAGAAGCGUGGAGUGCCACCAUUGCAGUCCUUCAGCCCUCUGGCUAGUCCUGUCCCAUGCGACUUCCACCUGUUGAACCUACGCACUCUCGAAAAUCAGGAGGAGGUAAGCCCAUCUCUGGACACUGCACUUUUGCUCCAUCGGAAAGGAUUUGACUGUGGUUUGGAGGCUAAGAAUUUAGGCUUCAACUGUACCACCAACCAAGGAAAGCUCUUUCUUUCUGGAUUAUUUCAAAAUCUGGAUCUACUUUCCAUUCAGCCCAUGACGCUAUCUCUAAUGCAUGACGGUCCUUCCCUCUCUAAUGUUUCUCAGAUCCGAAUGGAACCCAUGGAGAUCUCUUCAUUUCGCCUGCGUUUUCGCUAAUAGCACUUGGACUUGUAUGUUGCAAAGUAAAAAAAAAAAAUAAUAAUCACUGUGGAAAUACAUGGAAGCAAAACUUGAAAACUGAAACAAGACUGCUGUAUCAGUGAGUAGUAUGUGAUGAGAGAGAUUCUGGCACACGUCUGUUGCCCCAUUUACACUGCACAACUUUAUAGAGUGGGCGUUGUUGCAGCAGGUGCUAAAUGGUUAAUUUCAAACACUAAAUGCUCUGAGGAUUAGUAGCAGAAACAUUGCACAGCUGGCACAGGUUUGUUGCUUUACAGUUUAGUGCCUCUGGGUUCAGCAGUUGUACUUUUAAACUGUAAUACAGCAGUGCAGGUAAUCAUUUUAAAUUGCUCCAUCUAAUUCUAUUUUAUAAGAUAGACCUACUGUUUUUUUUCAGCUGGAAGUGGAUUAUGAGUGAUUUAUCAUCGUAUGGACUCCUUUAUAAACGUGACUUGUCCGAUACUGUGAAUUAAGCCUCAUCUUUAAGUCCAGGCUGCUGCAGAAAGCUCUUGGCUCUGGGAUGUGGCCGCUGGCCAGGUCAGUGUGGCCUGCAGCAGGAUUGUCUGAACUAGCUGGGGCUACUGCUGAUUUAGUUGAUGUGUACUUAAAUUAAGUUGGUGUGACUGCUGAACUGAUCCAGCAGUCAUUUAAAGUUUAUGAAGUGACGUUUCUGGAGUUGAGCAAGGGCUUCACAGUUUAGUUUAAUUUCCAAAUGGAAGUUUAAAAAUAAUUGUGAGGAUAAUGAUGAUCUCUCUGUCUCCUUUUAAAGCUUGUAAAGGGACAUGGAUCAUCAAUAUGUUUGGAUCUCAAGUAUGCACACAUCUCUAGCUGGUGCAUUGGAAAACCAUACAUAUGAAAUGAAAUAUGUGUUUGAGCACUCAGAACGCCAUGCUUCAGUCCAGGUACCUUUAUAAACAGGAAAUAAUUGUUGUGCUACAUAUAUAAAAGUUCUGUUUGUCUCCUCCACCCCCAGGAAUGUCUCGGUGAGCGUCAAGUCCAAACCAAAAGUGCAAGUGCAUUGAACUGUGGGGGACUUUUGUUGCUGAUGCUAAGUCAGUAAUCUGAAAUUGAGCACGCUGAAUGUUUAUGGGGUGGUUAUCAUCCCUCAUCUCUGGGAGUGGGGGAGUUUAUUUUUUGUGAUAAGUUGCAAUAUUUCACACAAUGUGAGGAUUUUUGUAUAUUUGUUUUGGAUAUGGUUAAAGUGUGUAAAAAAAGAAAAAAAGGCACUUUCAUCUCUUUAACCAAACUUUAAAGUCAGUACAUGAGAAUUGGACAAUUUGAACGCAAAGUCUUGGGUUAUUUUUAAUCAGUUACUAGAUGAACAAGAACAGGAUUUCUUUUUUGUUAUAUAGUGGUGAUGUGUUCCAGACACUAACACAAAUAGAAUCAUCUUUCUUUGCACUGUUCCCAUUCACCUGUGUUGUGCUUUUUUCUUUGUAGACCAUAAUAUUCACACGGAUACAAAACAAAAUUAAUUUGCUUCAAUUCUUUGAUAAAAAUGAUUGAGCCAAAUUAAACUCCGUUAUCCACUCCUGUACAAUAAUGUAAGAAUCAUAAUACAAAUGUGUGAUUUAAUAACCUGUAUCUUAUAGAAAGUGAAAAGCAGGUAAAAUCUGUAGAAAUGCUUCAUACAGUUUUUAAAUAAAUGAUGACGUAAACAGAAUCAGUUCACUCUUCUGUUGCUUCCAGGUAUCUUGUUUUUUGUAAUGUAUUUCCUUUGGUUCUGCAUAUUUUGUAAUAGCAAGUAAUGAAUUAUUGCAAAAGUAAAUAAAAUAGAACUUUAAAGAUCA